AUGGCGGAAGAUGCUGGUAGCCGGAUUGACAUAGCCAACCUCCUUUCCCUCAGCAAGGACCUCGUCGGGGUGCUCCGGGGCAGAAAGGACGUCGAAUCCCUCGCGCAGGCCUCCAACUUUGCACGGAUGCUGCGCUCCGCCAGCCACUCCAAGUCGGAGAACCUCGAGCGCCAAGUCAAAGAGUAUCAGGAAAAAAUAAACUCCUGCAAGGAAAAGUUAGACAAGGUAAAAGCUGAAACAGUUACUGAUGAAGAACUGAAUAUGGUACAAAAUGAGAUGGAGGAGAAACUGCAGGGAAAGCAACACCUUCGCCAAGACUUAAGAGCGGUGAGUGAUGAAGUUGAUGACCUAGACCAUCAAAGGACUUCUAUAGAAGAAAGGAAGGAUGCUGUGAAGAAGAAGGAGAAAGACAUGCUGAAGGCACAAAGUAUGCUUUCCAUGUUUGUGACGGUUACAAAAACAAUUCCAAAUUUCGAAGAUCAGGAGAAGAUUUCUGGAUAUACUGUUGACAAGAACAUAAAGAAGCUAGAUAAUUUUGAAUUUGAGAAGACAAUGUCAUCAGUUAAGAUCUGCGACAAGCUUUGGAAAAUGAUUUAGGGCCUGGUACCUGCAGAUCAUAGUCAUUUACAAUAGCAGCAAUUGCAUUUGUAGACUGUUGUGCAAGGUAACCACCCACCAAUUGGAAGAAUGCAACUCUCCCAGUUGCUUCAAAUGACCUAGUUGUGUGGCAUCCUGUUAUUCAUAUCUUGGCAAAUAGACUAGCUCAGCUCUGUUGUUGGUCUGGAUUUGAUUUCCUGAAGUGGCAUUUCACUCAAUUUUAGUUUCAGAAGCCAAAUCUGUAUCAGCACUUGCUACUCCGUGCUGUACGUCUUAGGCCUGUACGAUGUGAAAAAUGUAAUGUUUGCCCGUUAUUUUGUUUGGAUGUUUUUGUCACUUUUUCUUCAUGUUGCUCACUUGUAUGGUUUAUAAAAUAAUGUUGAAAUUAUGUGAUCAUCAUACAUUGAUGUGUGAUAUGUAAACUAACUGAAAUAUCAUUUGCUCUGUUUGUUUCAAUAUAUGGUUCGGUCAUUUGUUUU
Molecule: messenger RNA, 1076 nt
Organism: Hordeum vulgare subsp. vulgare (domesticated barley)
Lineage: Eukaryota; Viridiplantae; Streptophyta; Magnoliopsida; Poales; Poaceae
Product: kinetochore protein SPC24 homolog
Exons: 5
Coding region: 1-597 (198 amino acids)
Biological process (GO): regulation of chromosome segregation
Source: RefSeq, a predicted model, not a curated record